Molecule: messenger RNA, 924 nt
Organism: Mycotypha africana
Lineage: Eukaryota; Fungi; Mucoromycota; Mucoromycetes; Mucorales; Mycotyphaceae
Product: kinase phosphorylation protein-domain-containing protein
Exons: 4
Coding region: 1-924 (307 amino acids)
Source: RefSeq, a predicted model, not a curated record
AUGAGGGAAAAAAGCUCGAUCACUUACUCGUUACUUUUCGGCUUCACUCAGUUUAAAUGGGAAGAUGUAAAAGAUGAUAAAUACCGAGAAUAUUAUCUUGGUCACUCACUUAUGGCUCCAGUGGGUCGUUGGCAGCAAGGCAAGGAUCUUACUUGGUAUGCAAAGGAUAAAAAAGACGACACUCAAACAAAGGCACAGAAAUCGGAAAUUGCCAAAAUAAAAGAAGCUGAAGCUGAAGCAAUGGCUAUUGCACUUGGUGUGCGAAAGAAAAAAAAGUUGGAAAGUAAUGUAACAGAGGACGAUUUAAAGCAUGCUCUCAAUAAAAACGAUGAUGAAUCCGAUGAUGAUGAACGACGAGUAGAUACGACUGAAAAAGGUCUUGGCUAUGGUAAAAGAGUACCUAUGACACAACAAGCAAUGGCAGGAGAUGUGGAAGUGAUGAGUCGCUCUUCUGGCGACAACAGCUAUCAUCAACACCCUUCCUAUGCAGCAGACAGAGUAGAACAACCUUCUUUUAGAGCCAAUAGCGAAGAAAAUAUGGAGUCUUCAAAGAAAGAGAAAGAUAGAAAAUCAAAGAAGCAUCAUAAAGACAAAAGUGCAAAAAGGAAAUCAAAAAAACACCGUAGUCAUCGUCACCAUAAAGAUAGUGAUGACAGUGACGUUGAUGGGAAAACUGACAGUAAUAGCAGGAGAAGAUCCUAUCAUCGCCAUCAUGAAAGGGAUAGAAGCCAUAGUAGGGAGACCAGUGACGGCCAUCGAAGGGAAAGAAAUCCUGAUAGAUAUGAUGACUACGAUUCACGACAUCAUCAUUUUAGUCAUAAUACAACAGAUCCCCCAGUCCACAUCAAACCGAUCGAGAGAGACAACGACGACGCCAUUCAUACAGCCGCAGCCGAUCGCCUUUGCGUUCACCUUCUCCAAUAA